AUGUCCAAACGCAAGCGCGACGAUCUGGAGGCCGACUCAGCCCCAAUAGCUUCCUACUAUGCUUCAACCCGUCGCAGAACAACAGUCAACCAACAACAACUCAGCCAGUUCAGGAAAACGCUCGAGCAGUCUCGGAAAUCACUUCACGCAGCUCUGCGUCUCGCUCGAGGCUUUGAGCGCCAGAAGAUGGGCCGUCGGCAGAAAAGCGCCAGCAAGGAACCCCAGACGCUGUUGAGGCUGCGGGAGGAAGCAAUUAUUCUGAAGCAGUUAGACCUGGAGAAGACAGCAGCGAAUCAUCUGGUGAAGAGUUUGAGCAAGGCCAAACGUGUGCGGGAGUCUGCUUGCUUUGUCACGGUCUAUGGAGCAGAACCACAUCUUGAUGGUGUCAAGUCUACUGCGGAAGGCAAUGUGCUUGGCAGAUUGUUUGGGAGCGAGCCGGUCCGGAAAGCGAUGGCUGCAGCAACGAGUGAGGUGUACCGGGCACUAGGUAUCGAAGAUGGUGCUGGCGGGACCGCUAAGGAGGGCAGCGGCACUGUGCAGUCCACGACGAAGGCCAACAAGGAGCAUGCGAUGAUCAGCAAACGAUCGAGAGUUGCAGAUGAGGAGCUUGAUCCAAUGGAGAUCACAACUGAUGAGGAGGGAAGCGAAGAAGACGGCGAGGACGAUGAAUUGUUCGAUGACGACUCAUUCGAAGGCUUCUCGGAUGAGGAGGAUGCAGGCAACGAAUCCGGCGCCCACGGUUCACGGCAGUCGCCAUCCAUUUCCGCCUCAGAUUCAGAAGCUGUCGACUCCAACGAGAUCUCCGUCUCCGGUUCUGCUCCGAGCUCAGACUCGUCGGAGGAGAGCGAACACUACUCUGGCUCCGAUGCGGACUCCGCUCCAUCUUCCCAUCCACAACAGCCUGCCCCUCGAAAUGGCCACUCUCUCAAACCCACCCCACCUACGACCACAUCAACGACAGCCUUCCUCCCAUCUCUCUCUAUGGGCGGCUACUACGACCCCGGCUCUGAUUCAGACUCGGAUCAAGAGCCCGAAACAAUACCCAUCGAACGCAAGAAUCGUCGAGGCCAGCAAGCCCGUCGGCAGAUCGCAGAGAUGAAGUACGGCAAGAACGCGAAGCACUUGCAGAAACAGACCAAGACCAAGGACGCAGGCUGGGAUGCGCGAAAAGGCGCUGUAGCUUCUUCCGUCAACACUGGUGGUAGAAACAGCGGAGCUGGACCUCGAAGUAGUAGAGGCGCCGGACAAGGACGAGGGCGAGGUGGCAGCCGAAGCAAGGACGACCAUGCCCGACCGGGGCAAGUGACCGAGAAGCCUAAAAUCCGCGACGACACGGGUCCUGUGCAUCCAUCGUGGGAAGCGGCGAAGGCGAGAAAGCAGCAGGCAGCGGUGAUGGCAAGCGGUGCGGCGGCAUUCGCGGGGAAGAAGAUCACGUUUGACUGA
Molecule: messenger RNA, 1443 nt
Organism: Cyphellophora attinorum
Lineage: Eukaryota; Fungi; Ascomycota; Eurotiomycetes; Chaetothyriales; Cyphellophoraceae
Exons: 1
Coding region: 1-1443 (480 amino acids)
Biological process (GO): maturation of SSU-rRNA
Cellular component (GO): nucleus; 90S preribosome
Source: RefSeq, a predicted model, not a curated record